This is a messenger RNA of Amphiprion ocellaris (clown anemonefish), 2123 nucleotides long. It is a transcript of the gene socs3a, whose product is annotated as suppressor of cytokine signaling 3a. The record is from RefSeq and is a predicted model, not a curated record. Gene Ontology annotation, cellular component: phosphatidylinositol 3-kinase complex. The transcript is spliced from 2 exons. Bases 296 to 916 code for a protein of 206 amino acids. Gene Ontology annotation, biological process: intracellular signal transduction; phosphatidylinositol phosphate biosynthetic process. NCBI's taxonomy places the organism in Eukaryota, Metazoa, Chordata, Actinopteri, Pomacentridae. Gene Ontology annotation, molecular function: 1-phosphatidylinositol-3-kinase regulator activity.
GCAGAGCGCACUGGCUGUAGCUCAGCGAGGAGUUUGUUGUCUAAGAACUUCAAGAGAAAACACAUUUUUACAAUUCUAACAGACGCAGGAUACUCGUGAACAGUCUUCUAUCCAAGCAAACAUUUGGAUUUAACCCAGAAGAGCGCGUUUGGAGAGGAAUUUAAGGUGUUUCAUUUCCAGACACACCAACAGCUGACCUCUUCUUGCCCACCCUGAAACUCCGUUUGACCCUACCUGCUCUUGUCUGUGUGGCACUCAGUGCUCCCCAGACCGCCCAGAGAGCGUGCACAGCGCCAUGGUAACUCACAGCAAAUUGAGCAACUCCGCAAUGAGCAGCAGCCCCUUGGACUCCAACAUGCGGCUGCCUUACCGUUACAAGACUUUCACCUCCAAGACGCAGUACCAGAUGGUCUUGGCCACGCUUCACAAGCUCCAGGAGAGCGGCUUCUACUGGAGCACCAUCACUGGCAAGGAGGCCAACGGCAUGCUGGCGUCUGAGAGCACAGGCACCUUCCUCAUCCGGGACAGCUCUGACAACCGGCACCUGUUCACACUCAGUGUCAAGACCGGGUCGGGCACAAAGAACCUGCGAAUUCAGUGUGACACAAACUCUUUUUACCUGCAAACAGACCCCAAAAAUGUUCACUCUGUUCCCCACUUUGACUGUGUCCUCAAGCUGGUUCAUUACUACAUGCCCCAGAGCAAAGGGAACACUCGCAGUGGGAAUAUCUACUACAUUUACUCUGGAGGGGAAAGGAUCCCUCUGGAGCUCAUCAAACCUCUCUCCUGUAGUUUGUCCACCUUGCAGCACCUGUGCAGGAAAACAGUCAAUGGACAUUUGGACAUUUCUUCAAAAAGAGACCAACUUCCUCACCCUCUUAAGGAGUUCCUCCAGGAGUAUGAUGCUCCUAUCUAGAGGUCUUGGACUGAUGCUCUUGAAGGGGCAAAGACUUAAGUGUGUUCCGAAGAAACUGGCAGGUUUCAGUUCAGCUGUGUGAAAACAUGUCUGAGAAGUAAAUGGUGCAGCAGAAUCAAAAGGAUCAAGCCCAGUACUGAGCUUGUGAAAAGGAGGAUAUUUGUACUGACAUGUAGUUCCCACAGAAGAGUGGGUAUGAGUCUCUUUAAUGUUUCAAAAAAAGAGACACUGGAUUGAGGACUAAUCCUCAAAGAGAGCCAAGAGCGCACUGCUGUAAUCUGGUGGUAUGAAAGAGAGAUAAUGCUGCCGUCCUCUGUCUCAGUGAUGACGUGAAACGUACUAAAAACUGAAGUGAGGCUCACAGUCAGCUGUCCACAGUGUGGUGAGACACAUGUUCCUUCUGCUGCUAAACCGCUGUGUUGUGAGGCUGUUGAGCUCACACACACAUCAGCCUUAGAAAAUGAUCCAAUAAUUAGGGCUUUUAAAAAAAAUUUUGUUGCUGGAUGGUAACACGUCCAUCUCAGCGUCCUGGGAUCUCUGGCCAAGUGUUUGCUGGAAAUUCACAGACAAUGAAAACUCACAGAGUACAAAUAAGUGGAUACUGAUGACCUUCUGGGUGCAUUUGUGCAACAGCCGUGAUGUGAAAAGGCUGAACUUUUUCAUCUGAAUCUUAAAAGAUGUUUUAAGAUCGGAAAAUGUGGAAAGAAGAGGUGUCUUUGAUAUUUUGUUUAGGAAGCAUUUAUGCCAAAUUUGCCAGACCUAGACAACAGUUAGUUGGAAAACCAACAUGACUGAAUCCUACAGGGUCUUACUUGAGAAAGAAAUACCACUGAGUUCAGCAAAUAAAGCCUUUGUAUGACUUCAGUGAUAAAUAUACCAAAAGAUGUGGCAGUAUUUGUGGCAAAAACAGUCACUGCUUGCAAAUGAAUGUAUUACAUUUGGUAUCUCACUUUUCCUAAUGAGGAAAAUAGUCAAAAAUGUGUCUUAUUUUCCUGAAAACCAUGUUUACAUGAGCUAAGAUGAAAUGGUAAAUCUGUUUGUCUUUUAUAAAGAUGUGCUUUUUCCCAGCCAAACCAUUGGCUGUGUGGAUGCUUGAAGAUAUUUGAGAAGUUUUGACGAAGCAAGCAGACUGAUACAACUUUGCACUUAUUUAUAUUUGUAUGAACAUUUCAUUAAUUUAUAAUAAAGACUACUAUUUUUCUAUGAA